This is a messenger RNA of Balearica regulorum gibbericeps (East African grey crowned-crane), 1296 nucleotides long. NCBI's taxonomy places the organism in Eukaryota, Metazoa, Chordata, Aves, Gruiformes, Gruidae. The record is from RefSeq and is a predicted model, not a curated record.
AACCACAGAAUGAGAAAAUGCUGCAAGGAGGAGCGCUGGACGGAGUCUACAGGCUGGCACAGUUUCACAUUCACUGGGGAUCCUGUGACGGCCAAGGGUCUGAGCACACUGUGGAUGGUGUGAAGUAUGAUGCAGAGCUCCAUAUUGUUCACUGGAAUGUAAAAUAUGGUAAAUUUGCUGAAGCUGUGAAGCAUCCUGAUGGUUUGGCUGUGGUAGGCAUCUUCAUGAAGGUAGGAAAUGCCAGGCCUGAAAUACAGAAAGUUGUGGAUGCUCUGAACUCCAUUCAAACCAAGGGGAAGCAAGCUUCUUUCACAAACUUUGACCCCACUGGACUGCUUCCUGCAUGUAGAGACUAUUGGACGUACCCUGGUUCGCUGACCACCCCUCCACUGCUGGAAUGUGUCAUCUGGCACGUUCUGAAGGAGCCCAUCACUGUCAGCCCUGAGCAGAUGUGCAAACUCCGUGGCCUUUGCUUCAGUGCUGAGAAUGAGCCUGUGUGCCAUAUGGUGGACAACUGGCGCCCGUGUCAACCUUUGAAGAGCAGAGAAGUCAGAGCUUCCUUCCAGUAACCUCAGCGCUGAGUGUGUUAGAAAUUGCUGUGUUUGUGAGCAGCCCCUUUUGCUAAGCACAAAUCAAACCUUUGCCAUGUGUGCCCUGGCAACAUCCCAGAUCCAUUCUUUCUUUUGCUCUGCAUCUAAAAUGCCAGCUAAUGAAAUAUGAAAGGCUCUUGGACAAAUAGGAAAGGGUUCUUAAGGUGUGGGGUUGGGGGAGGCAUGGGGGGGGGUGGUGGCUGUGUGCAUUUUGGUGACUAUUACUGUGGCUGACACUUUGGUAUAACAGUAUCUUGGGAGAGGAUAUGGUGAUAGUGAAAUAAGCCAUUUUAAGAAACCUCAUCCACAGGUGUGAUAGUACACGUAACUAAUGAUAACUUGAAGCUUUGUGAAAAGCACAGGACUACAGAAUAUAGGUAUGAUUUUGGAAACAAAAAAGUAUUUUGAGAAAGUAAAGCAAAAUGAAUAUUGAGAAUUAGACUUCUUAGAUUUUAAGAAACUGACAUGUAAAUAUUUUUAAGACUGUUUUACACUUUUACUCAUGCUAUCAACAAGUUUGAUUAUGUCUUAAUGGUAGUGUUGGAUUUUUUUUAAUUAAAAAUGUCCUAAAGUAAGUAUUAUCUUUCAAAGUUGUUAUUACCGUAGAAAUAAUAAAAAGUAUCUUUUCAUUGAAAUAAUAUAUGCUCUAAUUUAAAGAGGAAAAUAAUAUUGUAUUUUAGAUAACUUCUCUAAUAAAUCUAUACUU